AUGUUAUUAUUAAAAAAUGUGUAUUUUAUUCAAGCUGGCAUUGGAAUCUUAGCCAAUGCCUUCUUCCUCAUCUUCCACAGCUUCACAAUCCAACAGGUCCAUAGGCUUAGGCCCACUGAUAUAACCACCUGUCACCUGGCCUUUGUCCACUUAGUGAUGCUACUUACUACACUGGAUAUUUUAUCUGAAGACAUGUUCCAAUUGUGGAAUUUUCCAAAUGAAUUGAAGUGUAAGCUUUUGUUCUACCUGAGUAGGGUGACGAGGGGUCUGUCCAUCUCCACCACCUGUCUCCUGAGCAUCAUUCAGGUCAUCACCAUCAGUCCAGCCUCCUUCUGCUUGUCAAGAUUUAAACAUAAACUCACAAGUUAUAUUGUUUUUGCUUUCUUCUCUUUUUGGUCCCUCAAUCUGUAUACCAAUAGCUAUGUGAUCAUCUACACUGUGGCUCAUUCCAACAGGACCAAUCUACUCAAUGUCAGUAAAUACUGCUCACUUUCCUCAAUGAACUCCAUCAUCAUGGCACUAGUUCUCACACUGGGAUUGUCCCAGAGUGGCUUAUUUGUAGGGCUCAUGCUGCUCUCCAGCAUGUACAUGGUUGUUUGCCUAUGUAGCCAUCAGAGGAAGUCUGCAUAUCUUCACAGCAUGAGCAUUUCCCCAAGAAUCUCUCCGAUAAAAAGGGCCACCCGUACUGUCCUAGUGCUGGUGAGUUUCUUUGUGAUUAUGUACUGUUUGGAUAUCAUCAUUUCAUCCUUCUCAACCAGACUGUGGAGAUAUGAACCUGUGGUCGUGGAUAUCCAGAGACUGGUGGGAAAUGUCUAUGCCACUGUCAGUCCUUUGGUGCUUAUUAGUUCUGAUAAAAGAAUAAUUCAUCUUAUGCAGAACGUGAUUGAUAUGGCAACAAUCUUAAAAUAA
Messenger RNA from Ochotona curzoniae (black-lipped pika), 909 nucleotides. Its product is annotated as putative vomeronasal receptor-like protein 4. Bases 1 to 909 code for a protein of 302 amino acids. Gene Ontology annotation, biological process: G protein-coupled receptor signaling pathway. The transcript has a single exon. Gene Ontology annotation, molecular function: pheromone receptor activity. Gene Ontology annotation, cellular component: membrane. The record is from RefSeq and is a predicted model, not a curated record. Lineage: Eukaryota; Metazoa; Chordata; Mammalia; Lagomorpha; Ochotonidae.